Molecule: messenger RNA, 1304 nt
Organism: Manis pentadactyla (Chinese pangolin)
Lineage: Eukaryota; Metazoa; Chordata; Mammalia; Pholidota; Manidae
Product: ras-related protein Rap-2c-like
Exons: 1
Coding region: 92-694 (200 amino acids)
Biological process (GO): negative regulation of cell migration; Rap protein signal transduction
Cellular component (GO): plasma membrane
Molecular function (GO): GTPase activity; GDP binding; GTP binding
Source: RefSeq, a predicted model, not a curated record
UCCCCCACCCCAUCUUUCGCUCCUCGCCCCGCCCCCGCGCGCCAUUCCCCGCUGUGCUCCGGCCGCUGGUCCCCGCCAGCAGCUCUCGGCCAUGGCUGGCGUGGUCCCGCGACCCGCCAAGGGCUAUCGGGUGGUGCUGCUCGGGAGCGUGGCGGUGGGCAAGACGGCGCUGGCCACGCAGUUCGCCUGCGGGAGCUUCCCCGAGCAGUGCGAGCCGUCGGUGGAGGAGCUCUUCAGCAAGGUGAUCGAGGUGAACGCGGCGCCCGCGCUGCUGGAGAUCGUGGACACGGUGGGCGCCGAGCACCUGGUCACCCUCAAGGACCUCUACAUCAAGAACAGCGACGGCUUCGUGGUGCUGUACAGCGUGUGCAGCGAGGCCUCGUUCGAGGCGGUGCGGCCGCUGCGGGAGCGCAUGGGCCGGCUGCGGGGGCCCAGGGCCGUGCCGCUCGUGCUGGUGGGCACCAAGGCCGACCUGGACGCCGAGCGCCAGGUGCUCACGGCGCGCGGCCGCGCGCUGGCCCGCGAGUGGCGCUGCCCGUUCCUGGAGGUCACGGCCAAGAGCAAACGGAUGGUGGACCAGGUGUUCACGCAGGUGGUGCGCGAGAUGGAGGCUCUGGCCCCGCCCGAGGUGCAGGCCCCGGCCGCCCCCACGAACGCCCAGGACACGUGGCCUUCGGAAAGGUUCAUCGGCUGAUCCGCAGCGGCUGGUUUGUAGUGCGUAUGUUCAUCGCUUUUCGUGCUUCCUGGAGCUCAGUGUCCCUACUUUUUAAAGAAAAUGAUCCAGCCGGACACAGCAGUUACUUCUGUAUAAUAACUCAAACCAGGGCUUCAGACUCUCCGCAGAUCUUCCCAAAUAUUUCUUGAACUUUGCAACUGUUUACCUCUGACAGGUGAUCUAAGAAGAAACCAAAAAUCGAUUUGUUCUCCCCUGCAUGGAGUACCCUUCUCUUAAAAUGGAAUUUGUUACUGGACUUUUUCUUAUAAUUAAUACCUCCAGUGUCAUCCCACAUUUGAAAUUGAUUGACGAACGUGAAUUAGAGUUUAAGCUUUCGACCGCAGGAGGUUUUCAUGCGUUUUUCACAACCUUGAAUUGGCAGCAGCAGUAUUUUCCUCUCUGUAUUUCUAAAUAUAGUUAUGACAUACAUAGCCUUGGUUUGAAAGGGAUAUUGUAUACUCUGGGAGGGGGAAAACCGACUGUAUACUCACACCAAGAUAGCUUGCCCUGCCUUGUUUUGUAAUGGACAUCUGGUCGAUUUCUCUAUCUGGAAAUUGGGUGAAAAUAAAAUGGCUUUAUAAGUUUACAA